AUGAAUGCGUCCACUACAUAUCCACGAAUAGACUAUUUUGUGGCUGAUUCAUUUAGAAACUUUGUCGAAUCUAUUAGAAAGAAGAGUAAGGCAGAUGAUAAUAUGGAUCUAGCGAAAUCUACAGAUCAUUUACAAUUCCAAGUAAAACUUAUUCAAGGAUUAUUAGCAACAGAGGACGCAAUAAAAGAAUUUGUCGCUAGAAAUAAAGAAAUUGCGUUAAUUACGCCACCAAUUGAUUAUGAUAUCGAAGAAACUUGGAAUCCUGAGUUUGUUGCCAAAAUUUUGCCUCCAACCACUCAAAAUCCCAAGAAAAGCGACAUAAUAGACAUCAUACAGCUAUAUUUACUAUGCCAACAGCCAGAAAAAUCAUCUCGAAUUAUCCAACUCAUAACACUUGUUUAUCCGGACAUAAAAAACAGCAAGUUGGGACUAUACCUGAACAUUGGAGCACUCUACAACCCUGAUUUACCAUAUGAUCAGUUUCAAACCAUUUUUACUCUCUGCAAAUUCUAUAUUGACGAGCUCUACCAGUCCCUCAAGACCAACAAUGAAUUCCCAGUACUCGUAAUUACGUCCAGCAUCAUGACAUUUCUCGCAAAUUCCGCAUUCAAGCGAAAACCAGAAGAAGGCUCCAUGUUUCUCUCCGAUAUCGUCAAGUUGUCAUGUCUUAACCCAUUAUUAUUCAAUUUUUUGAACUUCGACAUGAGCAAAAUCGUAAAUGAGAACGAUUUACCGCCAUUUUCGCUUUUGGCCUACUCAUACUCCGGUUUCGACAUCACUUUUCUCGGAAAUUAUCGUCGAAUUUUCUUGGAUACGUUUGAUUUACUUUUAUUACUUUAUGUCUACAUGAAUACACAAGAUCUGGACACGAUGUUCGCUGAAGCAUACGCUCUGUACAACAAAGUCACUAGCUGUGGCACGUGGCAGGACGCUUUUGCCAUUCUUUUCAGACAUUUUCUGAAAUCUUCGGAAUUCAUGUACCAUUUUCAAUACGGAACGCGCUACUACACUCUAAACCAGAAUGUGGCUGGUCUUAGACAGCUUGCAGACACAAUGAUCGUUUGCGGACUGUAUUUAUCUGGAUCUUUGGCAACAAUUGAGUGUAUCAACGAAAACAGGAAGGAAAUAUUCACAAUAGUUGAUACUAUGAUCAAGACAUACAUGGAUUCCUCGUUUAGAAGGCUUUGUUACAAAUUUUUAAAUUCAUUAGUUGGAAAUAUCGAUAAAAAUCAAUCUUUAGUAGAAGCAGCAUAUACAUUAUGCAUAAGGUUCAACAAUAACCUAAUAGAUCGUUGGGUUCCUACAGUUUUAUCAAAAUUUUCCAGAAUUUUAUGGGACGCGUCAGCUGUUGAGCCAUUUUUCGAGUUCUCCAUGUCCAUCAUGCAGUUCUGGGACCAUUCCUUCAUAAUGACAACAGCUUGUCUCGACAUUUUGUCUUUGAGUUGCCAAUUUGAGCGGUACUGCAACUACAUGAGCUACCACUCGCAUAAGAUAUGGAUGAGGAACAUUAGAUUGGCCGCUCUUGACUGUAUCAACCUGAAAACAGCCUUAAUUUACUUCAGAUCUCCCACAUCUUUCAUGCCGAGGACAUUUAUAGGCUUCCUGACCUACUUCACCGACUAUCUGACCAAAUUCCCCGACAGAUCCACCGCCCUGAUCAAUUCCGACAGCAAAUUGAUCAUAGACAUCGUGGGAAAGGCCAUGAAGUCAGAAUUGCCGAUUAUUCCGGUUUUGAUGGCCCGACUUUUGGACAAAUCGAUAAAUACGAACAUUGUGUCGAAACAAGGCGAAAUCUUCGAGUACAUCAAGAGCCUUCGCAAGCAGAAGAAGUACAGGGACCUCUGCAAGCUGUGCGCAACAUUUGCUUCCGCUCCUUUGUUCAUGGCGAAAUGCGAAAAUUUGGUUUCGAAUUUGAUCACUUUUCUGAUAGAUUUGGUUGAGAACGACAACAACAUGCCUGGAUAUUACAGAUAUUCACGCGCGUUGAUUUAUACAGCGAGAUUUCUCAUAAUUUCGAAAGAUUUGUACAGAAAGAAACUUAUUAAGUAUAUUGUUGGUGCUUCUACUAGUAUCAACAGUAAGUUUGCGAUUGAGGCCAUUGGAUCCAUUGUCUGCAAGAACAUUGACGUUCCUCUGAGUGUUGCAGAGAAAAUUCCGCCAGGAAACGAAAGAAAGGCAAUUAGAAAGAUAAUUAAGUGCGGAAAGAACGACAAACAGAACGAGGGACUGAUAGCAGCACUGAAGGCAAACUUCAACUUCAACUGGAGUGAUAUUUCUUCUUCUCAGAACUGGGUGUCUGAAAUGAGUUGUCAUGCAAUUGUUUAG
Trichomonas vaginalis G3 is the source of this 2325-nucleotide messenger RNA. RefSeq lists its product as uncharacterized. NCBI's taxonomy places the organism in Eukaryota, Parabasalia, Trichomonadida, Trichomonadidae. The transcript has a single exon. The coding region runs from base 1 to 2325 and encodes 774 amino acids. The record is from RefSeq and is a predicted model, not a curated record.